UUGCUCCCUCACGCGUCCCAACCCCACCCAUUCUCCUUCAUCCCUUAUAUAUACCCACCUCUCUCUCACACACACUUGUUCACAUCACAACUCACAAUCUUCUUCUUCUCUACAAAAAUGGCUUCUUCUUCUUCUUCUUCUUCUUCUUCUUCUUCUUCUUCUGUGAAUAGGUUUUUCGUGCCAUUACUUGUUGGCAUAGUGGUUAGUUCAAUGGUGGUUGCCUGUGCUGGUAACUUCAACCAAGAUUUUGAUCUAUCAUGGGGUAGUAACAGAGCUAAGAUCUUCAAUGGAGGCCAGCUUCUAUCUCUGUCUCUAGACAGAGUCUCUGGCUCUGGCUUUCAGUCCAAGAAAGAAUACCUUUUUGGGAGGAUUGAUAUGCAGCUUAAGCUCGUUGCUGGCAAUUCUGCAGGAACAGUCACUGCUUACUAUUUGUCAUCCCAAGGGCCAACCCACGAUGAGAUCGAUUUUGAAUUUUUGGGAAACUUAAGCGGUGACCCUUACAUUCUUCACACCAAUGUCUACACUCAAGGCCAAGGCAACAGGGAGCAACAGUUCUAUCUCUGGUUCGACCCCACCAGAAACUUCCACACUUACUCCAUCAUCUGGAAGCCCCAACACAUCAUAUUCUUGGUGGAUAACAUCCCCAUCAGGGUUUUCAAGAAUGCAGAGUCUCUGGGUGUUCCUUUCCCGAAGAACCAGCCGAUGAGGAUCUAUUCAAGCUUGUGGAAUGCUGAUGACUGGGCCACAAGAGGAGGAUUGGUGAAGACUGAUUGGUCCAAAGCACCCUUCACAGCUUAUUAUCGCAAUUUCAAGGCCACAGAGUUCUCAUCCAAGUCUGCAAGCUCGUUCUCUGACGCAGCAUGGCAGAGCAAUGAGCUUGAUGCAUAUGGAAGAAGAAGGCUGAGAUGGGUUCAGAAGUACUUCAUGAUCUAUAACUACUGCAAUGAUCUCAAGCGAUUCCCACAGGGUCUCCCCACAGAGUGUAGGCAUCCGAGGUUCUGAUGAGAGGUGAAGAAUGUUUAUUAUGGCUUUCAGUCGGGCUUUGUAAAAUAUUAUAUGGCUAUCUUAUCGCUAUUCUUUUAUUUUAAGUUUCGCUUAUAUAGUUAUUUACUUAUUAAGAGGUUCUGAAUAAAUUAAUUCUUCGUACCA
Messenger RNA from Prosopis cineraria, 1149 nucleotides. RefSeq names its product xyloglucan endotransglucosylase/hydrolase 2. Gene Ontology annotation, molecular function: xyloglucan:xyloglucosyl transferase activity; hydrolase activity, hydrolyzing O-glycosyl compounds. The coding region runs from base 118 to 1002 and encodes 294 amino acids. The record is from RefSeq and is a predicted model, not a curated record. NCBI's taxonomy places the organism in Eukaryota, Viridiplantae, Streptophyta, Magnoliopsida, Fabales, Fabaceae. Gene Ontology annotation, biological process: xyloglucan metabolic process; cell wall biogenesis. The transcript is spliced from 3 exons. Gene Ontology annotation, cellular component: apoplast; cell wall.